This is a messenger RNA of Elephantulus edwardii (Cape elephant shrew), 3303 nucleotides long. It is a transcript of the gene R3HDM1, whose product is annotated as R3H domain containing 1. Gene Ontology annotation, molecular function: nucleic acid binding. Bases 1 to 3303 code for a protein of 1100 amino acids. The record is from RefSeq and is a predicted model, not a curated record. The transcript is spliced from 25 exons. NCBI's taxonomy places the organism in Eukaryota, Metazoa, Chordata, Mammalia, Macroscelidea, Macroscelididae.
AUGAGGAUGUCUGAUACUGUUACUAUAAAAGAUGAAUCUGAAACAAUGAAGGAUUUGGAGGCAGAAAUGAAAGAUAAAACCAAAGUUGAAAAUCUUAUCAAAUCAGAAAACUGUAGGAAGAUAUUGGCAGAGAAGAAUGAACGUUGUAUCGAUAACAAUAUUAAUUUGCAGCGGCCAUUGCAGUCAUUGGGACAGACAGGAAAAAGGUCUAAGUCAAGCUCAAAGUUAAAGCUAGUUCGGAGCCUUGCAGUAUGUGAAGAGUCUCCGCCACUCCCUGCUGCAGAGAUAUCACAGGAUAACCAGGAGAAAAUUCAGAUCCAGUUAACACAAUCAUUUGACAAAGAGGAGAAGCCCUCAAAAGAUGAAGCAGAAAAAGAAAAAGCCAGUGAUAAAUUGCCCAGAAAAAUGUUAUCAAGAGAUUCCAGUCAAGAAUACACUGAUUCAACUGGCAUAGAUCUACAUGAAUUUUUAGUAAAUACAUUAAAAAACAAUCCCAGGGACAGAAUGAUGCUGCUGAAAUUGGAACAAGAAAUUUUAGAUUUCAUUGGUAAUAAUGAGUCUCCACGUAAAAAAUUUCCCCCAAUGACAUCUUACCAUAGGAUGCUGUUACACAGAGUAGCUGCUUACUUUGGAUUAGACCACAAUGUUGAUCAGAGUGGGAAGUCUGUCAUAGUAAACAAAACUAGCAAUACAAGGAUACCUGAUCAGAAAUUUAAUGAACAUAUUAAGGAUGAUAAAGGUGAAGAUUUUCAGAAACGAUAUAUCCUCAAGAGAGAUAACUCUAGCUUUGACAAAGAUGAUAACCAGAUGAGAAUACGAUUAAAAGAUGACAGAAGAAGCAAAUCUAUAGAAGAAAGAGAAGAAGAGUACCAGAGAGCUAGAGACCGAAUAUUUUCCCAAGAUUCCUUGUGUUCCCAAGAGAGUUAUAUUCUUGACAGAAGAAUCCAUGACGAUGAUGCUAGUAGUACUCAGCAGAGGCGCCAGAUAUUUAGAGUUAAUAAAGAUGCUUCUGGGAGAUCAACAAAUAGCCAUCAAAGCAGCACCGAGAAUGAUCUGAAGUACUCUGAGCCACGACCCUGGAGCAGCACAGACUCUGACAGCUCCCUGCGCAACCUGAAGCCGGCUGUUACCAAAGCCAGCAGCUUCAGUGGAAUCUCGGUCCUCACGAGAGGCGAUAGUUCUGGAAGCAGCAAGAGCAUAGGCAGGCUUUCCAAAACAGGUUCUGAGUCUUCUGGUAGUGUAGGGUCAUCUACGGGCUCUCUCUCUCACAUCCAGCAGCCUCUUCCAGGUACAGCUCUCAGCCAGUCUUCUCAUGGCGCACCUGUCGUCUAUCCAACUGUCAGCACUCAUAGUUCUCUUUCCUUUGACGGUGGCCUAAAUGGGCAAGUCGCCUCUCCUAGCACUAGCUUCUUUUUGCUUCCCUUGGAAGCAGCAGGCAUACCACCUGGCAGUAUUCUGAUCAACCCACAAACAGGUCAGCCCUUCAUAAACCCUGAUGGGAGUCCAGUUGUGUACAAUCCUCCUUUGACUCAACAACCAAUCAGAACCCAAGUGCCUGGACCUCCACAGCCACCUCUGCCACCUCCAGCACCUCAACAACAAACAGCUAAUCACAUUUUCUCACAGCAGGAUAACCUCGGAUCUCAGUUUAGCCACAUGAAUCUUGCCCGCCAGCUCCCUGCUGAUGGUCCCGACCCUCAUGCCACCCUGUUCCAGUCUACUGUGGUUCUCCAGUCCCCGCAACAGCCUGGUUAUAUUGUGACAACAGCCCCUCCCCAGCAUCCCCCGCCCCCACCUCCUCCCCCUCCGCCUCUGCCACCUGGACAGCCGGUCCCUUCUGCUGGCUAUUCUGCAUCUGGCCAUCCUGUCAGCCAGACUCUGCUGCAGCAGCAGGGAUACAUUCAGCAGCCCUCACCACAGAUGCCAGCCUGUUACUGUGCUCCAGGCCACUGUCACUCGAGUCAAGCUCAGUAUCGCCCAGUCCCUUCUGUCAACUACAACUCCCAUCUAAACCAACCACUGCCACAGCCUGCACAGCAGACAGGUUAUCAAGUUAUGUCCAACCAGCAGCAAAACUUCCAAGGACUAGUUGGAGUUCAGCAACCCCAGAGUCAGAGCCUAGUCAGUAGCCAACCCAACAACAUUGGCAAUCAGAUUCAAGGAGUGGUCAUUCCCUAUCCCUCGGUGCCAUCAUAUCAGGUAUCACUGCCUCAAGGUUCUCAAGGAAUUGCCCAUCAAACUUAUCAACAGCCUGUUAUGUUUCCUAAUCAUUCUAAUCAAGGAUCUAUAUCCACAACAGGAAUGCCAGUUUAUUAUAGUGUCAUCCCACCUGGUCAGCAAAAUAAUUUAAGCUCAUCAUUAGGUUACUUACAACAUCCAGGAUCAGAACAAGUGCAGUUUCCUCGAACAACAUCACCGUGCAGUUCCCAGCAGCUUCAGAGCCACCAGUGCACAGGUAUGCCACCUCUGCCACCCAGUGGAGGAAUGGUGAUGAUGCAGCUCAAUGUACCAAACAGCGCACAGUCGCAUGCCCACUCACCCCCACAGUGGAAACAAAACAAAUACUACUGUGAUCACCAGAGAGGACUGAAGUGUGUGGAAUUCAGCAGUGUGGACAGCAUUGUCCAGCACAGCCCUCAACUCAGCAGUCCCAUUGUCUCACCAGCUCAGUCACCAGCACCAGCUCAGCUGUCCACCCUGAAGGCUGUUCGUCCCUCUGCACCACAACUUUCCGUGAUGCCUCCAUUUUCUAGACCUUUUGUCCCUGGGCAAGGAGACACAAGAUACCCACUACUUGGCCAGCCACUGCAAUACAACCCAGCCACUGUUGUACAUGGACACAUUCCAAACCAGCAGGGUCAUCCUGGAAACAGGCAUGGAAACCGAGGAAGGAAACAAGCUAAAAAAGCCGCGUCCACUGAUCUUGGCGCAGGAGAAGCAGUUGUUGGGAAGGUCUUGGAAAUAACUGAACUACCAGAUGGCAUAACUCGCAUGGAAGCCGAGAAGCUUUUUGGAGAACUCUUUAAAAUUGGCGCCAAGAUCCGGUGGCUCCGAGACCCACAGUCCCAGCCCCAGCUGCGGCGUCACCCCCUCUGCUGUGGCAGUGGGGACAGCACUGUCAACCCCGAACGCUCUAAACCCAGUGACUUGGCCUCCACAUACACCGUCCUAGCCACAUUCCCUUCCAUUUCAGCUGCGCAGAAUGCAUUGAAGAAGCAGAUUAACUCAGUUAACAAGUUUAAGCUGAGAACAAGCAAGAAGAACUAUGACUUUCACAUUUUGGAAAGGGCAAGUUCUCAGUAA